CGCCAGUAUAGCGCAGUCGCAAUGUUGUGACGUGACGUCAUUUUCCAUUCAUAGUUUUUAGUUCAUCAAUGGGGCAAUGUUAUGGCAAUAUUCGAUUAGUUUCUUGAGAAUAAAGUGUUGUCUCAGAAGUUUUAUGUGUGAUUAAUGUUUUUACAUUUACAGUGUAACUGAAUAUUUUAUUAUAUUUGCAUACAGUGUUUAUUUUUGAUGGGGAAAUCAUUCUUCGCUAGUAAAGGCUCUAAAGUGCAUUCAUUGAUGAAUGAAUAGAAGUGAAAAUUGUGCAUGCGCAGUGUGUUAUAGUUAUAAAAUGAUCAUAUUAAACGUACGACUUCAAGAAAUAAAUAAAGAAGCUUAUUUUUGAGACAAUUUCCUCAAUUCCAAGUAGAAUAUUACUAGUUACGACACUCCGGAAGUGGCGGGACAAGCCGGCCGAGGGGCUCGCUCCGAAAGAGAUAACAGCGGAUGAAAGAGAUAAACAGUUAUGGAUUUAACAUGGCGGACGAAACGCGUAAAGUGCGAGUAGAAGAACGAUUGAAAAUAAAAAUUGGUGAAGCUAAGAAUUUACCAGGUCGUAACAAUGGAGCCGCGUGUGCCCGCGAUAUAUACUGCGUGCUGUCCUUGGACCAAGAAGAAAUAUUUCGCACAUCCACUAUUGAAAGAACACUCAACCCAUUUUUUGGCGAAGAAUUCCAAUUCGAAGUGCCCCGCAGAUUUAGAUACUUAUCCAUAUACGUGUUCGACCGUGACAAACAGGCUAGCAAGCAGGACAAAGUCCUCGGAAAAGUUGCUAUCAAAAGAGAAGAUUUGGAGAAGUAUAACAAUACUGACCACUGGUUCGCUCUGCGACCGGUGGAUGCGGACUCGGAAGUACAGGGUAAAGCAUACAUUGAACUCUCCAUGGAGGACUCAAGAAAACGAUUGCGCAUGGACCCUAAACCUCCCGAUCCCGACUUCAGCGAAUGUUCCAAGGCGAAGGCAAACAAUCUCACUAGACUAUCAGAAUAUUGUAAAGAGAGCAUGCGAUUCGGCUCGUGUUCGAGUUCGACUAGUAAAAAGCUGUUAGCGGCUGUUGCAACGGAACCUGCACUGUCCCUCUCCCGCUCAGAAAGUUUAAAGGAUCGCGCGCAAUGGUCUGUACGCCCGAAACCACCGAUGCACACAAUGGCAGAAUCGCCGUCUCCCACCGCAGCCGACUAUUGGUCGGAUCCAGAAAGACAUUGCGCGGCACACGUUGGACCUGACACGAUACGCUUAAGGGUUUUAGAAUGUUCAGAACUGACCACCAAGAAUGGGCAGUGUGAUCCGUUUGCGCUAGUAACGUUGUUGUAUUCGAAUGGAAGGAGGGUAGAAAAGCGCACGAAACCGAGAAAAAAGACGGUCAAUCCACAAUUUGAUGAAAUUUUUUGUUUUGAUCUCGUCAUGGAGGCUGAUCCUAAGGAUAAGGAUGGAUCGCAGACGGCUGGUGUGGCGUGCGAGGCUAGAGUGUCAGUCUGGCAUGACGCGGCUACUCCCGUGUUUUUGGGAGAAGUCCGCUUACAGUUAAGACAACCAGCGCCCGAUCCUUUGUGUGCAUGGUUCUUCCUAACAUCAAGGGCGGGCGGCGCGUUGUCACGAGGUGCGACUCCGCCCGGCACGCGGUUGUCAGCAGCAGGCAGUUCUACCCUUGGGUCUUUGCGGCUCCUGCUCAGAUACACUGUCGACCACGUUUUUCCCUUACAACACUAUCGGCAAUUAGAGGAGCUUUUUCUCAGAAGUGUACAUCAGAAGCCAAUAACAACCUCAGCGGUAUACAUCUUAGGCGAAAUAGUAUCUAGUAAGACGGAAGCCGCCCAGCCCCUUGUAAGACUCUUCACACAUCAUGAUCUCAUCGUUCCCAUCGUUAAAGAACUCGCUGAUGCUGAGAUUUCUGUCCUCACUGACGCGACAACAAUAUUCCGUGGCAACACGCUGGUAUCCAAAAUGAUGGAUGAGGCGAUGAGGCUAACGGGAGCCGCCUAUCUUCGUUCAGUACUACGGCCUACACUCGCAGCAGUUCUUCAUGAGAAGAGGCCCUGCGAGAUUGACCCAGCCAGAGUUAAGCCAUCUGCAGAUAUCGCUGCUAACCUGGCUAAUUUGAAGGACUAUGUUGAGAGGGUAUUUGCCGCAAUAACGUCAUCGUACGGCACUUGUCCAUCAGUGAUGUGUCGCCUAUUCGACGCAUUACGGCAGUGUGCAGCAAGGCAUUUCCCACACAACGCUGAAGUUCGAUACUCUGUAGUCUCUGGAUUUAUCUUUUUACGUUUCUUCGCCCCUGCCAUACUAGGUCCGAGGCUUUUCGAUCUCACAACUGAACAAAUUGACCUCCAAACAACGCGGACGUUGACAUUGAUCUCGAAGACGAUCCAGUCUUUGGGCAAUUUGGUGAGCAGCCGGUCAGCGCAGCAGGUCUGCAAGGAGGAGUACAUGGCCGAACUCUAUAGAAGCUUUUGCACCACAAGACAUGUGCAAGCGAUAAAACAAUUUCUGGAAAUAAUCUCAACCAGUUCGGACACGCAAAAUAAUAAUGUACAAGAAACAUCGGUCCUACUUAAAGAAGGGACGAUGAUAAAACGUUCCGAGGGCGUUCGUAUGGGCCCUGGCUCCCCGCGCAGGCGCUGGGUGAGACCGGCGCAUACGCACUCCAAACGGAGACACUUUAGACUUACCAGUGGUGAGUUGUGGUGGUCUCGCUGUGGGGCAAAAGCAGCUGCGCAUCGGUUACCCCUCUCCGGCGUGUUGUCGGUGUCGCCAGUAGAUUGCCCGCCAGCCGGAGCGCCCUUGGAUGCCAAUAAUAUCUUCCAAAUAGUGCAUAGAGAGCGUGUCCUGUUCGUACAAGCAAGCAAUUGUGUGGAGCGCGCUGAGUGGUUACGACUUCUCUCUGCAUUGUGCCGUCGUUCGCCCGCCACGCCCCCGCAUAGGGGCUACUACGUUGACACCAAGUGGUCAUGUUGCGGCCGUAGUGAAGCAGAUGCCGAGGGCUGUGGGGGUGGGAUGGAGGGCGUGGCUGAAUGGGGUCCUGCGGGCUCCCUGAGGGGGGACGGCGUAGUACGAGGCCCCGCAGCACUGGCUCUGAGGUUGGACCCUGCGAGGGACCUUCAACGGCUACAUGCAUUGCUCAUGUCGCAUACGAAGUUAUUAGAUACGAGAUUACAUCGACCGCCUGAUGAUACAAAUCCACAAGAGCGCGAAGCUGAAGCGUCGACACUCCGUGAACUACAAAAAGUGAUGUUCGACCUCGAGACCCGGCAUUGUACGUACAGGCGGUCCUUGGCCAGAGAAACUAAAUAUGGCAGCAAACAAGCCCCCAUCGGCGACGACAACUACCUGCACCUGGCAGGAGCGGGGGCAGCGGAGAGCGGGAGCGGGGCUCUUUGGCGGGCGUGGAGAGGGGCCGGCUCCCCCACCAUUGACUUAGACGGGAAGGCACUUCCUCCGCAACCCUCGCUCGACAUGUGCUCCAGCUCGGAGUCGCUCAAGCUGCCCCGCCUCGCGGACGACCGCUCCUCCGGCAAAUCCAACAAAUCCACCGGCAGCGGCUACCUAGCGAUGGCCUGCCUCAAGCACGAGCCGUCAGAGGACAGCGACGCCUCCGCCGACAAACCGGCUCGACCGCCCAAACCGGCCCGGCUCUCCCCCUCCCGCCCCCCUCUCUGCGAAUACGUCGACGUGGAGAGGAAACCGCCCGUCCGCCGGCCCAAGCCCGACGUGAUGCCCAAACGUAGCGAAUACGAACUCUCGAAUCGCUGCAAGGAGUAUGAGCUGAUGGCCAAUUUCAUGAGUCACGCCCAGGCUUCGGAAGACGUCCCGCCUGCGGUCCCACCGCGCGGCAACACGGCGCGCCGGACGAAACCGGUCGAAGAGACGAAGACGGACGAACAGACAGUAUUACCGGCCACUUCCACCGCCAGCCUCCCGGAAGACAUGAACUGUGAACCGGAUCAGGAGAACUGCGAACGACCGACGAGCAAAAUAGACACGGUCUCGAACGACGACAGCCUGCUUGACGAAUUGCAGAGGGACACGUACUGCGUCCUCAAAGUGUGCGAAGACGAAGACGCCUCCACCGAGAAAUGCGACGAAGCAAAAGAAAAGAAAGACAAAGAAGAAUAUGGAAUGUUCUCCAGAAUAAGUUUGCAGAGGAAGUCUAAUCCUAUAAAAACUCAGUCGAAGUCGAUAAAAACCCUCAAGACUUCGAAUUCCACCUCGAACGUUCACGACGUCGCGAAUGCGUCGAGGCCUUUGGCCGAGCGAUUCACCCCUUUCUUUCUAAAGAAGAAGCCGAAGUCGGAGACGAAAACGGAGGAAGGUUCGAAGAGCAAGAGCAAGGAGGACAAUUUGAUAGGGCGGUUGACGCCGAGAUUUGGCCAAUCGCGACUGUACGGACGCGGGCAAUCGUUAGAUUUGACCGCGGGCAACGCGGGCAAACGCAUCGAGCGCUCGGCGACGACGGUCAGCAUUCCCUCCCGGCCGUUGCACAUGAGCAGCGUCAAGUUUCCCUCCCUCCAGCGGUACAGCACGCAAGACGAAGUGCAGUGUCACGCUUACGUGAGCGAAGACCCGCCCUCCGGUGAGCAAUGGCGGCCAUCGGCGACUCUGCUGACGGCCGCCACCAACGAUAUUAGACUGUAAAGCCGAGCGAUUGAGGGCUGCGCUGGCUCUCGUUUCGAAGGCUGCGGUGGUAAUCUCUCUCCUGUCCACUCGUAUGUAAGAUGGUGCGAAUGUAUACUUUAUAUUUAUUUCUAUAUUUUUCGAACUCGUUUUCGACCUGAGCAUGUGCCUCCUCUAGUUUUAGGAUUUCGUGAGCGCCGAUAAAUUUAGGCUAAUGGAAUACUCAAAGGGUGCCAAAAUUCAGCCAUUCCCGCACGACUGAGUUGUGGCGUAUUUAUAUGAACUAAUAGUAGAGAACAAUAUCGAUGUCCACUUGACGCCAAUGUCGCUUUUGACUUGUUAGCUUUGUAAAAUAAAUUUAAGCUAUUUAUGUAGAUAACUGUAAAUUAUGAAUAUUAAGUUAUAUUUUCAUACUAUUCUUGGAUGUGACCCUUGUUAAGUCCUCACUUAAGGCAGCCGAUUACUCGGGUGUCAAUUAUCAUUUGUCUAAAUGCAACGUGAAAUAUUAUAAUAGAAAUGCAUUUAAAUAAACACUGUUAUUACAAUAAUAUUUACCUCGUAAUUGGAGCUUAAUCGCCCUUAAUGUAUCGUCUUAACGAGUGUCAUACGUGGCGCGAGCCUCUUUGUAUAUUAAAUUUAAUGACCUAAUUAGAUAUACUAUUUAAAAUUUGCUAAUUUAAGUAGUGAUUCUAAAAUUUAUAAAACUCAACUUAUAUUAAAACGAAACACCAUUUAGCGUUAUUUGCACCUACAUAUUAUUAUGUACUUAAAAGUGAUAUUAAUGCAAAUAUAUAUUAUAUAGCGAAAUUCUAAACAUAGCCUUAGACCACGCCUAAAGUGCAUCGUUCUGUGAUUGAAUUUACAAAAUGCAUCUUUUAUUAAGUUUAAUGUUGUUUUGUAUAAAAUAAACGUACGACAGACUAUAUUAUUCUCAAACUGUAUAUUAUAUGUUCGUUGUUAAGGUGCAUUAUCUCGGAUUAAUUUACGAUAAAUAAACUUUAAGAAAUAUUAAAAUUGUACAAAUUUCAU
This is a messenger RNA of Pieris brassicae (large cabbage white), 5655 nucleotides long. It is a transcript of the gene RasGAP1, whose product is annotated as GTPase-activating protein. Gene Ontology annotation, biological process: intracellular signal transduction; regulation of GTPase activity. The transcript has 16 exons. The record is from RefSeq and is a predicted model, not a curated record. Bases 463 to 4647 code for a protein of 1394 amino acids. NCBI's taxonomy places the organism in Eukaryota, Metazoa, Arthropoda, Insecta, Lepidoptera, Pieridae.